This is a messenger RNA of Serendipita indica DSM 11827, 807 nucleotides long. NCBI's taxonomy places the organism in Eukaryota, Fungi, Basidiomycota, Agaricomycetes, Sebacinales, Serendipitaceae. The record is from the annotation of a GenBank genome assembly.
AUGGCGAACAAGGAACAACCGUGGCAUUCAUUGCUCGCUGGAGCCACAGCAGGCGCUGUGGAAGGAUUUGUGACAUACCCCACCGAGUUUGUAAAGACGACAAGCCAAUUUGGAGGCCAGCGUCAAAAACCCCUUGAAAUUGUCCGGACAACCCUUCAGACAAAGGGUAUUACCGGACUUUAUUCAGGCGCAUCUGCCCUCAUUGUUGGCAAUGCCGCAAAGGCUGGUGUACGAUUCCUAACUUAUGAUACGCUCAAAGGCAUGCUGGCAGACAAGGAUGGGAAAGUGACUGCACCGAGGAGUCUCGCGGCCGGUCUGGGUGCAGGCGUGAUGGAGUCGAUAUUCGCCGUCACUCCAUCGGAAACCAUCAAGACGAAAAUGAUCCAAGACUCGAGGCGUCCUAAUCCUCAAUACAAGGUCUCAUUCACGGCACACAUGAUGCGUCAGGGAGCAAACUCGGCUGUACGCUUCACGACAUACACGACACUUAAGCAAUUCGUUCAAGGCAAUACACGGCCCGGCCAGACAUUGCCAUCGAGUAUCACAUUCGCAAUCGGCGGCAUGGCCGGUCUCGUCACUGUCUACGCCACGAUGCCGCUAGACGUUGUAAAAACCCGCAUGCAGUCACUCGACGCGCGAACACAGUAUCGCAACUCGUUCCACUGCAUCUAUCGGACAUUCACCGAAGAAGGGAUCACUCGCUUCUGGAGAGGAACGACACCUCGACUUGUACGACUGGUCAUCUCUGGCGGUGUGACAUUUAGCGUCUACGAGAGGGUUGUCUCCCUUCUCAGGACGUAUGCAUAA